Molecule: messenger RNA, 1470 nt
Organism: Caretta caretta (loggerhead turtle)
Lineage: Eukaryota; Metazoa; Chordata; Testudines; Cheloniidae
Source: RefSeq, a predicted model, not a curated record
AUGCAGGGGGGCGGCUGCGGGCUGAGCCCUCCCCUCUACAGCGCCUCCCUCCUGUCCCUGGGGGUUUUGUUGAGCGCCUUGUUUGCUUUGACCCAAGUGGAAGCUGCAAUUGAUGAAGAACAAUAUUCUGUUAAAGUAAUUAAAAAGAAUUACAUUUAUGGCAACAUCAAACAUCAAGUGACCAUUUAUGUUAAAGUGUAUACAAAUAGUCCAUUUCUAGUAUGCAUGGAUUUGGCACUUUCUCAAAAAGAAGUAAUAGAUCCAAACUAUUUAUGGAUUGGACCAGAUGGAAAGAAUCUAAAAGGACAAAGAUAUAUCAAUCUCACGGAAACAGGAAAACUGAUGGUGAGAGGUUUUCAGGAAUCUAUGUCUGGAUCUUAUACUUGCACUCUUUCUUAUAAAACCAUCAAAACUGACAUACAAGAAGAGAGAGAAAAAUUUAAGACAUAUAAAUUUAUGGUUUAUGCAUAUCGGGAGCCUGACUACACAUACCAGAUAUCUGUUCGGUUUACUACAAAAGAGUGCAGACUAGCAGCUAAUGGUCAAUUCUUUGAAGAGCUGAAGAAAAUCUUGAAUGAUUUAAUCUCUGAUUUGACAUGUCAUGUUAUAGAACCAUCAUACAAAUGUCAUGUCAUCAAGAUGCCAAAACAUGGCCUCCUGGAUGAGCUAUUUGUUACUUUUCAAGUAAAUCCUUUUGCCCCAGGAUGGGAAGCAGUUUGCCAACAGAUUUCUUAUGACUGUGAAGAUGUAACCAACAGAAGAGUUCAGGAGGCAAGAGAUCUCAUUGAAGAAUUUUUCCAUAAACAAACAUAUGUUCUGAAGCACGAGUUUCGGAAUGUACCUGCAAUACAUUAUAUAGACCAUAGCUUUGAAGUUACUCGCAUUGACAGCUGUCGUCCAGGUUUUGGAAAAAAUUAUGACACCCACAAUGACUGCGCUAGCUGCUGUGUGGUUUGUGACCCUGGAACAUACAGCCCGAACAAUGAAGUGAGAUGUCGGAUUUGUACAAGCAUUCGAAUCAAACACUAUGGAGCAAAAUCUUGCUAAUAAACUUAAAAUAGAAAUUGGAAAACUGAAGAAAAGUUGUGAAAGCAUUAUUAUUCUUUUGUGAUGUCUGUUUUUUUUUACCUCCAAACCUGGGGCUCUUAUAUUUCAAUAGCCAAUCCUCUCAAGAUUGAUAUAACUACAUUUUCUGUAUUCAGGAGCCACUUGUGGAUAGAGAUUCUAAAAAAUGUCUAGUAUAAAAUGUUCAUACCGGGGAGAGUAAUUCAAUGGAAAACAAAGAAUGCAAAGAAAAUUAUGAGUAUUAAUAUGUGGUUUUUACAGAAAAGUCUCUGAUUUGUGGUAUUGACACUGAACACCGCAUAGCACUGUAAUUUAAAUAAAUGAAGGAGACAUAAACAAUUGAUGGAGAAGUGAUUUAUAGUAUAGUGGAAUGAUUGUAGAAGCAUACUAAUGUGUUAUAAUGCU